UUGUUUCAGUGACACAUUUAUUGUCUGUGAAUGUUUGGACAAAGGCAGCUAAUGGCUUCGGUCAUUCGAAUUCGUGAUCAACUUAUAAUCAGAAACACAUCCGAUAACGUCACAAAAGCUCCACAGAAACUCCCGCGCGUUUGCGAAUCAAGCUCGCAAGCCGAUCUUCAGCUGUUUCUCGCGAAAGCUCGCACCGCCAACUACCGGCACACGGCGAUUCUCGCUUGUUUUCGCGGCCUCCGUUGAUCUGCGCCCGUGUCCGCCUCACACGUG
This is a messenger RNA of Acanthoscelides obtectus, 273 nucleotides long. NCBI's taxonomy places the organism in Eukaryota, Metazoa, Arthropoda, Insecta, Coleoptera, Chrysomelidae. The record is from the annotation of a GenBank genome assembly.